Messenger RNA from Sander lucioperca (pikeperch), 1500 nucleotides. RefSeq names its product sodium/potassium-transporting ATPase subunit beta-3-like. The transcript is spliced from 7 exons. The coding region runs from base 1 to 969 and encodes 322 amino acids. Lineage: Eukaryota; Metazoa; Chordata; Actinopteri; Perciformes; Percidae. Gene Ontology annotation, molecular function: ATPase activator activity. Gene Ontology annotation, biological process: potassium ion import across plasma membrane; sodium ion export across plasma membrane; intracellular potassium ion homeostasis. The record is from RefSeq and is a predicted model, not a curated record. Gene Ontology annotation, cellular component: sodium:potassium-exchanging ATPase complex.
AUGUCGUCCAGCCCGCAGGAACAGAACCGGGAGCAGAAAGAGGAGCAGAAAGAGGAGCAGAAAGAGGAUGUGAAGGAAGAGGAGGUGAAAAAAGACAUGAAGCCGGAGGACAAUCAGAAUCAAAAUGAGGAGAGAAAAGCGGAGAAGUGGGAGGAAAACAAGAAAGAAGAGCCAAAGGAAUCCUGGAAGGAUUGUAUCUACAACCCAAGGACCGGAGAGUUUAUGGGCCGGACCGCCAGCAGCUGGGGUCUGAUCCUCCUCUUCUACCUCGUUUUUUACGGGUUUUUGGCGGGAAUGUUUUGUCUCACCAUGUGGGUGAUGUUACAGACUCUGGACGACAACGUCCCACGCUAUCAGGACCGGGUGGCCAACCCAGGUUUGGUGAUUCGUCCGCACGCCGCUGAAAUCUCCUUCAACCGCAGUGACCCAACAAACUACAACCAGUACAUCCAAAACCUGCACAACCUCCUGCAGCGUUACAACGACAGCAUUCAGGAGCGUAACGACUUGUGUAUGGUGGGUGAAUACACUGAACAGGACAAUGAGCCAAUCAAGAAAGUUUGUCAGUUUAAACGCAGUAUGCUGCGUCAGUGUUCCGGUCUGCGCGACUCCAGCUUUGGAUUCGCUGAGGGGAAACCGUGCAUCAUCAUAAAGAUGAACCGGGUCAUAGGACUGAAACCACAAGGAGACCCCUACAUCAACUGUACUGCCAAGGGAGACAGUCCAUUACGGAUGCAGUACUACCCAUCUGAAGCUCGUCUGGAUAAAAUGUUUUUCCCGUAUUACGGAAACAAAGCUCAUGCCGACUACGUGCAGCCGCUGGUUGCCGUGCAGUUGUUGCUCUCCAGAGAAGACUUGAACGUCGAGCAGACGGUGGAGUGUAAACUCGAGGGAACCAACCUGCGUAACGACGACGACCGGGACAAGUUUAUGGGUCGCGUGGUUUUCCGGGUCAAAGUGUCGGAGUAACCACAUCUGCCAGUUGUCAUGGAUAUCACAAACUGUGUUAAAAGUGGAAAUAAAUGUCCGGUUCAGGACACUUUGUAUUUCAGACCUGAUCUGAUCCUGGACGUCUGGAUAUGGUCUUGCUGAGUCUGGUUUCAGCCAUUCAGACGCACGAAUCAGAUCAGGUCUGUGUGAAGCAUGUGAGCCAGGUGCACACCCACGUGUUGUUUUUAAAUUUAUAUGUUUAAUAGUGAUGUAAAAGCAUCCCAGCAGUCUGUAACAGAGCAGCACAAACACACUUCACUGUAAUGAGAUAACUCUUCUUCCAUCCUGAAACAAUAGAAAGAGAAACUGCCUUUACAGUUUUUAGAAUACUGCACUGAGGAUGACAUUUCUCAUUUUUUAACAAUAUUUUCAAGUUCAAAAAGAGAAAACGUAAAUGUAAAUGUUUCAGCAGUUUGCAGGAUUUUUAUUUAAUUAAACGUUGACACAAUCAGUUCAAUGUAGCAGUAGGAUGGAAAGGCAGUAAUCUGAUUACUGACGGCCAGUAUAAUA